CUCAGUAUGCGGAAGAGCGCCGGGUCGCCACUGCGAGUGUGGACGUGAGUGAGAAACAUUGUAAUUUGUGACUACAAAACAGAGAGAUGUUAGGUCUCGGCGGAGUAAGACCCAGAAAGUCACAAAUAUGACGAGUGCUACCAAUGGAAAAGUAUGAGAGUAUUGGGGUUGUGGGAGAAGGCUCGUACGGCAUCGUGAUGAGGUGCCGCCACAAGGAGACCGGGCAGGUGGUGGCCAUCAAAAAGUUCAUAGAGACUGAGGAUGAUCACAACGUCAGGAAAAUGGCUCUUAGGGAAAUUCGUAUGUUGAAGAAACUCCAUCAUGAUAACCUCGUUAACAUGAUAGAGGUGUUGUUCCGACGGAAAAGGAGAUUCUACUUAGUGUUCGAGUACAUGGACCACACAGUCCUGGAUGAACUCGAAGAAAAUCCAAAAGGCCUUGGAGAGAAAGUCACGAGACAACAUAUGUUUCAAGUCAUAAGAGGAAUAGAUUUCUGCCACAAAAAUAACAUUGUCCACAGGGACGUGAAGCCGGAGAACAUCCUGGUGUCGAACCAAGGCGUGAUCAAGUUAUGCGACUUCGGGUUCGCGCGCACCGUGACGCCCGGCUGCGAGACCUACACAGACUACGUGGCGACCCGCUGGUACCGGGCUCCCGAGCUGCUGGUGGGCGACACCAAGUACGGCCGAGCCGUGGACAUCUGGGCCAUCGGCUGUCUGUUCGCCGAGAUCAUGAGUGGAGACCCGCUCUUCCCCGGCGAGUCGGACAUCGACCAGCUCUACCAGAUCAUCAAACUGCUCGGUAAAUUAUGUCUAAGGCACCAACAACUGAUUGCAAAAAAUCCGCUCUUAAAGGAAAUGAGAAAAUCAACCCUAGAGCAAGCAGAUGAGAUCGCCAACCCGUCGAGGUGCCUGUAUAAACUGUUCCCUUCAUGGUCUAAUCUUACAUUAGAUAUUGUCUCCUUGUGCCUUAGAUUAGAUCCAUGUCAACGUCCGACGAGUAUGCAGCUAUUGCAACAUUCCUACUUCACACAUGACAGUUUUGCGGAAAGUUUUGUGCCCGAACUGAGGAAAAAGAUUGAGCAAGAAUUCCAAGGAAAUCCUUUACUAAGUAAAUUCUACCUUCAAUUCAUGGAUCCAUGUGUAGAGAAAAAGGGUUCUGCGGAGCUGGGGCCACCGAAGCGGACUCAGGCGGAGACUCCCCGCUGGAAACUGAACUACCCCAGCGACAAACCGUUCAUCACCGGGGAGAAGCCUCAAGCUUUUAGAGAUCUCGACAUCCCUACGAGUAGAAGGCUGACGCUGGACAGUGGUUCUCCGAUGGAUGUCGGGGAGGACGAUGUGGGAGAGAAUAACAACAGUAUAAAGUUCAACACUUUGAACAAAUACUCCCCUUUGAAGCCAAUGGCGGAUCAUCAACCCACGUCCCUCACGAUGACCCCCUCACCCUUCCAAACUGGAGUGAACGAUCACCUGCUGCCGACUCCACCAAGUCUGCACACCGGUCUCCUGCACCCCUCUGUCAACAACAUCAGCUUCACCAAUGCUCUCCGAAGUGACAACGGAAAGCGGCCCAUAGGACCACCGAAGGUCGGAGUGGGGAUUGUGCCUCGUACUCAGCUCGUAAGGAAGCUGGAACAAAGACUGACGAUGGACAUGGAGCCUCGGCCUGCUUGGAGGAAUAAGGGGCCAAACGAUGACUUUUCACUGCCUAACUUACCUGGGGCUUCAUUAAGUCCUCAUAAGGUUGGAAAGAAGAAACUGAAUCCAGUAUCAACCCAUGGGAAUGUCGAUACUUUUAUAUCUCCUUUGAAGACUAUGACCCUAGCUGAGCGAUGGAAUGAGACCACAGAGCACUUUGCGAAAUUUAUAUCCAUGCCAUCCCGCACACACCAGGAGACGACACUUUCCAAGUCAGAUUGCAGAGAGGCGCAGUCUUGA
Molecule: messenger RNA, 1940 nt
Organism: Homalodisca vitripennis (glassy-winged sharpshooter)
Lineage: Eukaryota; Metazoa; Arthropoda; Insecta; Hemiptera; Cicadellidae
Product: cyclin-dependent kinase-like 4
Biological process (GO): protein phosphorylation
Cellular component (GO): nucleus
Molecular function (GO): cyclin-dependent protein serine/threonine kinase activity; ATP binding
Source: RefSeq, a predicted model, not a curated record